Messenger RNA from Saccoglossus kowalevskii, 818 nucleotides. Its product is annotated as ubiquitin domain-containing protein UBFD1-like. Gene Ontology annotation, molecular function: RNA binding; cadherin binding. NCBI's taxonomy places the organism in Eukaryota, Metazoa, Hemichordata, Enteropneusta, Harrimaniidae. The record is from RefSeq and is a predicted model, not a curated record.
ACGAUGUUCUUAGGGAGCAUAAUGUAAAAUGGCGGAAGACGUAGUAGAAAGCAAGAUGGAUAUGCAAAUGAAAGAAGAAAAAAAAUCAACUGAUACUAUUUCAAGUGGCAGUGGUGAUAGUCAGAAUGCCAAAAUGGAUACCAGUACAAAGGAGGAGAGUACAACAACCUCACAAACUAUCAGUAACAACAGUGCAACAACAACAACUGCAGCAUCAGUUGUGAGUGAGGAAUCAGAACAAUCAGAGCAAGCUAACAAAAUGACUUCUGAGUCUGCCAACAAGCAGGGCACUGUGUCCACACCCUCCACACAAAGUGCCACACCUAAAGAAACUGUAGAUUUUAAAAUUGUUUAUAAUAAGAGAAAAUAUGAUAUUACAUUUGAAUUGGAUAAUACUGUAGCUAAUUUAAAACAACAUAUCCAGACAUUGACAGCUGUUCCACCUGCAAUGCAGAAAGUUAUGUUUAAAGGUUUGAUGAAAGAUGACAAAACACUAAGAGAUUCCAAAGUGAUAAAAGGUGCUAAAGUGAUGGUGGUUGGAUCCACACUUACUGAUGUUAUCGCUGUCAAUACACCAGCUGCAGAAGCUGCUAAAGAAGAGAAGACAGAAACAGAACCCACCAAAGAACCUCUUAGCAAACAGAAACCACAUCUAAAAAUUAUUGAAAAGGGAAAACCUGAUGAUGCACUUCCUGGACUCAAAGGAGUUAAGGAAAGGCUACCUUCUGUUCCAUUGUCAGGAAUGGUCAAUAAAAGUGGUGGAAAGGUUCGGCUAACAUUUAAAUUAGAACAAGAUCAACUCUGGUUAGGCACAAAAG